ACAGCAGUGAAGGCCCAGGUAUAAAAUGCACGGCCCGCCACUGCUUUUGAGACAAAUGUUUAAAAGUUGAUCAUUAAAUAUGAGAGAAAGGUAUUAUACAGCAAUUUAAAUGUUUCAUAUUAGUUUAAUUUGAUAACUCUUGUCAGUCAGCUGUUUUUAAGCAGUAAGAGAAAACUCAACAGAAUUAGUCUUUUGAUGGCUUCAUGUUUGUCUAUAACUCUUCCUCUGAGGAGACAAGAAAUAUUUAACAACUAAAGAAAUUAAAUGUUUUCAAACGUGGAGCAGGUUUUAACCGAGGCUCUGUUUGUAAAUGAGGAAGCAAAGUUCACAUUCACAGCGCUGCUCCUCUUCCUGGAAUGAAGCACAGCUUGACAACCCCUCCUUCUUCCUCCUGCUCUCAAACACAGCCGCUCCACUCUGCCCACAUAUCUCCUUGUUCCCUCCCCUUCAGAUCUACAGUUUUAAAGAUGGGUGUAACCAACAUGGUGGUGAAGCGAUAGAGCUGACAGGCUCCAUUCACUGAACAAACACAUGUUGUUCAGAUCAGAAGUCAAAGCAGAGUCGCUUCUAGUGAAGUCAAACUCAGACAGUCGUUGUCACUGAGAGGUGAAAUGGCGCAGAAAGGACUUCAGCUGGAUCGGGAAACCUUCUCUUGUUCCAUCUGUCUGGAUCUACUGAAGGAUCCGGUGGCUACUCCCUGUGGACACAGCUACUGCAUGAACUGUAUUAAAAGCUUCUGGGAUGAAGAGGAUGUGAAGAAACUCCACAGCUGCCCUCAGUGUAGGCAGACCUUCACACCGAGGCCUGUCCUGCUGAAAAACACCAUGUUAGCAGUUUUAGUGGAGGAGCUGAAGAAGACUGGACUCCAAGCUGCUCCUGCUGAUCACUGCUAUGCUGGACCUGAAGAUGUGUCCUGUGAUGUGUGCACUGGGAGGAAACUGAAAGCCAUCAAGUCCUGUCUGCAAUGUGUGAUCUCUUUCUGUGAGAAACACCUCCAGCCUCAUUCUGAAUCCCCUGCCUAUGAGAAACACAAGCUGGUGGACCCCUCCAAGAAGCUCCAGGAGAACAUCUGCUCUCGUCACGAUGAGGUGAUGAAGAUUUUCUGCCGAACUGAUCAGCAGUGUAUCUGUUACCUCUGCUUAAUGGAGGAACACAAAGGCCACGACACAGUCUCAGCUGCAGCAGAAAUCACUGAGAGGCAGAGAGAGCUGGAGGUGAGUCGACUAAACAUCCAGCGGAGAAUCCAGGACAGAGAGAAAGACGUGAAGCUGCUUCAACAGGAGGUGGAGGCCGUCAAUCGCUCUGCCGACGAAGCGGUGAAGGACAGCGAGAAGAUCUUCACCGAGCUGAUCCGUCUCAUGGAGAAAAGAAGCUCCGAUGUGAAGCAGCAGGUCAGAUCCCAGCAGAAAAGCGAAGUGAGUCGAGUCAAAGAGCUUCAGGAGAAGCUGGAGCAGGAGAUCUCUGAGCUGAAGAGGAAAGACGCUGAGCUGAAGCUGCUCUCACACACAGAGGAUCACAACCAGUUUCUACACAACUACCCCUCACUGUCACCACUCAGCGAAUCUACAGACUCGUCCGGCAUCGAUAUCCGUCCUCUGAGCUACUUUGAGGACGUGACGGUGGCUGUGUCAGAAGUCAGAGAUAAACUACAGGACGUUCUGAGAGAGAAGUGGACAAACGUCUCACUGGCAGUGACUGAAGUGGACGUUUUACUGUCACCUUCACGAGCAGAGCCCAAGACCAGAGCUGGAUUCUUAAGAUAUUCAAGUGAAAUCACACUGGAUCCAAACACAUCACACACACAGCUGUUAUUAUCUGAGGGGAACAGAAAAGCAAUAUUAAUGAGAGAACAACAGUCUUAUUCUAGUCACCCAGACAGAUUCACUUCAUGUCAUCAGGUCCUGAGUAGAGAGAGUCUGACUGGACGUUGUUACUGGGAGGUGGAGUGGAGAGGAGGAGUUUAUGUAGCAGUCGCAUACAAGAAUAUCAGCAGAACAGGAAGCUCUAAUGAAUGUGUGUUUGGAUACAAUGACAUAUCUUGGGUGUUACGUUGUGUCAAAAACAGUUUUACAUUUUGGUACAACAAUAUCGAAACUCCCAUCUCUGGUCCUCAGUCCUCCAGAGUAGGAGUGUACCUGGAUCACAGAGCAGGGAUUCUGUCUUUCUACAGCGUCUCUGAAACCAUGACCCUCCUCCACAGAGUCCAGACCACAUUCACUCAGCCUCUCUAUGCUGGAUUUUUGAUUUAUGAUUAUGCAAACACUGCUGAGUUCUGUAAACUCAAAUAGACAAAAGUGAUUUAAGGAACAGCAAAUUAAUUUCUGUGUUUUAAUCUUGAAACUCAUUUUGUCUCCAUCAUUGUCGCUUAAUUGCUGAUUUCAGCUGUCAAUCAAACAUUGUGGGCGGUACUUUGACGUCUUCUCAUUAUUGUUGUGUACAUGUUUGAGUUUCUUUAGGUGGAGCUCCUUUCUGUGUGUUUAGCCAUGGAGGCUAUCACUGCUCAUGAUGAACUUUGUUGACCUGAACUGAUAUUUCUCUUCAUGAAAAAGUAAACUGCUCUGAGGUUUAAAUGUUUGAUAAAUAUUAGUAUUGAUGUAUUUGUUAGUUGUUGUUUCUCUUCUCUUCUCUUCUGAGAACUAAAGAUAUUUAGUUCUCAGCACUCUUUGUAAAUAUUUCUUUAAGUGAAAUUAUGUUUAUUUUCUAUAACAGAUUCAAUGUUGUUCUUGUUUUCUUAAUCGUUGUACAAAAGAGGUACUAUGAUGUAUUAUAUAACUAAUUAUUAUCAUCAUAAUCAAUAAGUAAAUCAUUCAUUAUUCUCUUUUACAGAACUGAGAUUCUGGUCAAACAAAUAGAUUAUGAGGAUGAAGUGAAUGUGUUCAUGAAAUCAUUGAACAAGAGUCAUUGAACAGACUUUACUGAUGGGAUGUGAACAAACUGAAGCUUUACAUGAUGAAUAAAGUAUUUCUUGAUUCAAAAAUGAACAAAGUAUUUUCUUCUUGUCUUAUUUACAGGGUUUCAUACAAAGCUGAUGGAGAAAAUGUGAAACUAAUAUGAGUGUAUAACCGAGUCAGUUUUCCUCCUGAAACACCACAAAGUACAGAGUUCAUGUUUAGAGCAGAAGAACAUUAGUCAGUCAGUCUCUGUCCUUGAAACUGUCCUCACUAAAACAUCUUCGUCACAGAGAAAUGAGCAGUUUUAUAUCACGUCGCUUCUUACAACCAACAUUCUGUUUGUGCACUUAGUCAAUAAAGGAUUUAUUACACCGACAUGAAAUAAUAUAUAAAAAAUUGUGAAUUAAUUUGGUGAAGUUUGGGUGUGAAUAAGAUGUAUUGAGUCCUCCUCACACAGGAGACAACAGAUACUGAUGAAAGCUCAGAAUGAGGCUGUCAUGUUGGUUCAGUGUUCAUCUGUCACCUCACAGCCAGACCAUGUUGUAAAGUUUGAAUCCAGACUCGACUCAAACUUCUUGUGACUCAUUUUGUCCAGGGUGAAAUCUGUCAACCCACCAAACAGCCUGCUGGCCUCAAGAGUUUCUCUAAUUUAUCCUCCGUUAG
Molecule: messenger RNA, 3554 nt
Organism: Anarrhichthys ocellatus (wolf-eel)
Lineage: Eukaryota; Metazoa; Chordata; Actinopteri; Perciformes; Anarhichadidae
Product: tripartite motif-containing protein 16-like
Exons: 1
Coding region: 612-2288 (558 amino acids)
Molecular function (GO): zinc ion binding; protein binding
Source: RefSeq, a predicted model, not a curated record